AUGACAGUACUUGACACAGUCACAAUCUCGACAUGCGGGUUGUCUUCACUUAUCCGUGAGGCUCCAGACACAACACUUAUCGUCGACUGUCGGGGAUUCACAGAAUACAAUGAAUCUCAUGUGCGACACUCAAUGAACGCCUUCUUUUCAAAACUUAUCAGAAGACGUCUAUUUGAAAACAAGCUUGACGACAACUGCCUAAUCCAUCAGUUGAUGAGCUGUUCGACUCCUUGCUUCAAAAUGGACGAGAAACUUGACUUGGUUCUGUAUGCUGAAGAAGACAAACCACGUGGAAACAAGAGAAGAAUCGCUUCUUGCAAUGCUCCAGAAUCCACAGCAAAGAUCAUGAGAGUUCUGAGAGAACGAUUGGAGGAUACUGACAAAUUCAGAAGUGUAAUGGUCUUAGAAGGUACGUUUUCCAUUCUGAAAUGCUCACUUGUGCUCAUUGGAGCAAGUUGCAACACUCGUCUUCAAUCCUUAAUGGCUGGUCAACCGUUCGAAGCGUUCCGUAAGAAUCGGAAAAGAAAGAAGACGAAGAACAAGAAGAAAAGAAGACAUAACAAUGCAUCAAAGGCUUCGAAACCUGUAGUUCCAACAGCUACUUCUCCAGAAGAACCGUCUGAAAUUGAAGAUGGUUCUCUCCCAUCGCUUCCAUCAUUCCCUCCCAAAAAAUUCGGUCUAAAACUCCAACUCACUCUAACCCAAACUUCUAAUAAUCCAUCUAGUCCAACUUCUGAUUCUCCAACUAAUGGCGGCUUCAAACAAUUUGCACAACAAUAUCCCCAAUUGUGCGAGAGUUCUGAAGGAAUGACUCGUCUGCCUCAAAGUCUCUCACAGCCAUGUUUAUCCCAACCAACUGGUGAUGGAAUCACUUUAAUCACACCAAAUAUUUAUCUCGGAAGCCAGAUGGACAGCCUUGAUGAGACUAUGUUAAAGGCUCUUGACAUCAGCGUUGUUAUCAAUUUGUCAAUGACAUGCCCGAAAUCAGUAUGCAUCAAAGAAGAGAAAAAUUUCAUGAGAAUUCCAGUGAAUGACUCAUAUCAAGAGAAACUUUCGCCGUAUUUCCCAAUGGCUUAUGAGUUCUUAGAAAGAUGUAGAAAAGCUGGAAAGAAAUGUCUGAUUCAUUGUCUCGCUGGAAUUUCAAGAAGCCCCACAUUAUGUAUCUCGUAUAUUAUGAGACAUAUGAAAAUGGGAAGUGACGAUGCUUACAGAUACGUCAAGGAACGUCGUCCAUCCAUCUCCCCGAACUUCAACUUCAUGGGACAACUCUUAGAAUACGAGAAUGUUUUGAUUAAGGAUCAUGUUCUUCGCCACGAUCAAGCAUCCAGACCACAUCGUCAUAUCGACUAUUACGGUUCAUCUGACCUGUGCCCUCCAAAAGUUCCAAAAAGUGCAUCAUCCCAUUGUGUAUUUCCUGGAUCAACAACAGAUGAUUCCAGUUCCUCUCCAUCCCCAUCGUCCCCUUCUGUGUCGGAAGGAUCUGUAGUCAGUGAACCAGAACAACCAACAACAUCCUCUGAUUCUCCAUCUACAUCUACAUCUUCAAGUGAACCAGAAACAUCUGUAACUGUUAAUCAAAAUGGAAAAAGAAAUAUGACAAUGGACAUGGGACUACCACAUCGUCCAAAAGCUCUCGGUCUUCCAUCAAGAAUCGGCACUUCUGUUGUGGAGCUGCCGUCUCCAUCAACAGAAUUAUCAAGACUGAGCUUUGAUGGUCCAGAAGCACUCAUUCCAUCUACUCCAAUUCUUAACUUCACCAAUCCAUGUUUCACUUCUCCAAUUGCUCCAGUUGCACCAAGUUCACGGGAGACUCUUCCAACACUUCCAAUUGCUGCAUCGUCAUCGUCUUCUUCAUCAGUUUCUUCUGAACCAUCUUUCGAAUUUUCAUCUUUUGAAUCAUCUUCCUCUUCUUCAAUUGUUGUUGAGAAUCCAUUUUUUGCAAGCACUGAGAUGGCCGGGUCCUCAUCUGGAUCCAUGUCAUCUGGAUCACAAUCAUCAUCUGCUUCUGCUGCAUCAAGAUGUAGAAUGAAGGGAUUCUUCAAAGUGUUCAGCAAAAAGGCUUCAACUACAGUUUCCACCCCUACAACAUCCUCCUCUUCCUCUGGAAUUUCCCGAGCAACUCGUCCCGAAUGUCUUCGAUCUUCUGGUAUUAUUAUAUCUGCACCAGUCCUUGCGACAACAGAAGAAGAAGAUGCUGAAUCACCAGAAUCUGGAUUCAAUGAACCAGAAGUUGGAGAUGAUGAAGAUUCAGUAUCAAUUUGUUCGACGAGUUCUCUGGAACUUCCGUGUCAGUAA
This is a messenger RNA of Caenorhabditis remanei, 2295 nucleotides long. RefSeq lists its product as uncharacterized. The record is from RefSeq and is a predicted model, not a curated record. NCBI's taxonomy places the organism in Eukaryota, Metazoa, Nematoda, Chromadorea, Rhabditida, Rhabditidae. Gene Ontology annotation, cellular component: cytoplasm. Gene Ontology annotation, molecular function: protein tyrosine/threonine phosphatase activity; MAP kinase tyrosine/serine/threonine phosphatase activity. The transcript has 8 exons. Gene Ontology annotation, biological process: protein dephosphorylation; negative regulation of MAPK cascade. The coding region runs from base 1 to 2295 and encodes 764 amino acids.